AUGGCGGCACGCGAUCUGGUAAAGCUAGCAGUCCUGCUGGGAGUGGUGUGUGGAGCUAUGGCUGAUGGAAGCUAUGCUUCCCGCGGUGGAAGUUUUGGAGGUGGAGCUGUUGGAGGCGGCUUCUCCGGAGGAGCAGGAGGUUUCGUAGGAGGAAGCAACUUUAUUGGAGGAGGAGGAGCAGGUGUUGGGGGAGGCAACUUCAUCGGAGGAGGCGGAGGCCAUGGCGGCUUCGGCGGUGGCAGAGUUGAAGCAGGUCACCUCGUUGGACACGGUGUACUCCCUGCUGGAGGCGCCGGCUACUCCGGAGGUGCUGUCGGAGGUCACGGUGGAAGUGCUGGAGGUUUCAUCGGAGGUGGAAGCUCUUUCGGAGGCUCCAGUGUGGGAGGUUCCUUUGGAGGUGGAAGCUCUUUCGGAGGCUCCGGUGUGGGAGGUUCCUUCGGGGGUGUAUCUUCCGGACACAACGUGACCUCCGGGCUAGUACAGUGGUAA
Penaeus chinensis is the source of this 489-nucleotide messenger RNA. RefSeq names its product glycine-rich cell wall structural protein 1-like. NCBI's taxonomy places the organism in Eukaryota, Metazoa, Arthropoda, Malacostraca, Decapoda, Penaeidae. The coding region runs from base 1 to 489 and encodes 162 amino acids. The transcript has 3 exons. The record is from RefSeq and is a predicted model, not a curated record.